Messenger RNA from Magnolia sinica, 1932 nucleotides. RefSeq lists its product as uncharacterized. The record is from RefSeq and is a predicted model, not a curated record. The transcript is spliced from 4 exons. Lineage: Eukaryota; Viridiplantae; Streptophyta; Magnoliopsida; Magnoliales; Magnoliaceae. Bases 285 to 1742 code for a protein of 485 amino acids.
AAAUAUCGGUUCUUUAUUUGAUAGAAUUUUCCUACUUAUGGUGCUUGUAGAUAUAAAGAUAGUGAUGAAAAGAAGAACAAAGAAAGAGUCCCAUGAAAAAAGAAGUACAAAUAGCAAAAGACAGACAGCAGUCUGUAAUAAAGAUGCAUGUUGGGAUGGUGGGAUGUACCUAAGCCAACAACUGCAACAAAAUGCAACCCAUUUGCCAAAAUCCAUCCUGAAUAGACCAUUGCUAUUCAUUCAAUACAAAAAACCUCCAAACAGGCCUCUCUAUCGAAACAGCCAUGGAAAACCAGUCUUUCUUGCUAUUUUUCAUGCUUGAAGUGCUUCUUUUCAGCUUCUGUUCUGCCUCAGAACAGGAGUAUAUUUCAGCUGUGGGUGACCCAGGCAUGAGAAGAGAUGGGCUGAGAGUAGCAUUUGAAGCGUGGAAUUUCUGCAAUGAAGUUGGCAGUGAAGCUCCUGGGAUGGGUAGUCCUAGAGCAGCUGCCUGUUUUGAUUUCUCAGAUUCUGCUCUGGAGCAAAAGGUAACAGAAGCUGAUAAUAGACUGGGUGUUGGACAAUCAUUCCCUAGCUCGAGUUCUGAAGCUGUAAACAAUGCAGACCUUUAUGCAGUAGAGAAAGAGCUGUAUUUGGGCUCUUUAUGUGAAGUUCCAGACACCCCACAGCCAUGGCAAUUUUGGAUGGUGAUGCUGAAAAAUGGCAACUUUGAUACAAGGUCUGGCCUGUGUCCUGAAAAUGGCAAAAAGGUGGGGCCCUUCCCACAGACAGGGAGGUUCCCAUGCUUUGGAAAUGGGUGCAUGAAUCAGCCUGUCUUCUAUCAUCAACAGACACUUCUAUCAGAUGAUGGGAAAAUGAGAGGUGGGUUUAACGGGAGUUAUGAUUUGGGUGGUAAUUUUAGAAGUGGAGGAGAUAAUCUCUCUUAUUUUGAAGUGGUUUGGGAGAAGUCAGUUGGAAUUGGGAGUUGGGUUUUUAAUCACAAGGUAAGGACAACAAAGAACUACCCAUGGCUGAUGCUGUAUCUUAGAGCUGAUGCAACCCAAGGAUUCUCUGGUGGAUACCAUUAUCAGACAAGAGGAAUGCUGAAGACUUUGCCAGAAUCACCCAAUUUCAAGGUUAGGCUAUCAUUGAAUGUGAAGAAUGGGGGAGGCCCAAAAAGCCAAUUCUACCUGCUAGACAUCGGCAGCUGCUGGAAAAACAAUGGUGCUCCCUGCGACGGAGAUACUCUCACUGACGUGACCAGAUACAGUGAGAUGAUCAUCAACCCUCAAACCCAAGCUUGGUGCAGCCCCACAAAUUUGAAUGCCUGCCCACCAUACCACAUCACUCCCAAAGAUGUGAAGAUUUACAGGAAUGACACUGCCAACUUCCCAUACUCAGCUUACCACUACUACUGUUCUCCUGGCAAUGCCAACCACUUGGAGCAGCCUUCCAGCAUCUGUGAUCCUUACAGCAAUCCCCAAGCACAGGAGCUAGUUCAGAUAUUGCCCCACCCCAUCUGGGCCGAUUAUGGUUAUCCGUCCAAACAAGGGGAAGGGUGGAUUGGUGACCCAAGAACAUGGGAGCUCGAUGUCGGUGGCCUUUCUAGUAGACUCUAUUUCUAUCAGGAUCCAGGAACCCAGCCCGCACGAAGAAUAUGGACAUCCAUUGACGUUGGAACAGAAAUAUUUAUCAGUGACAAAGAUGAGGUCGCAGAGUGGACUCUCAGUGACUUUGAUGUGCUCCUUCCGUCCCCAAGCUUGUGAUUUUUUUUCUUUUUUCUUUUUUGCAUAUACAUUUCAAUGUAGUUGCAGUAUCCCUGCCGUCUGUUGUAAGGAAAAUUUUUCAUACCACUUUUAGCAGAAAGCUGCUAAAUGUAGAGAACCCACAUCUGGGUUAUGAGAUUAAGAAGCUAAACAUGCCCAAAGGGCAGUUUCCUUCUUUUUUUUUCUUAAA